UCUGAAAUCAUAAGCAUCGCCUCCUUGGCAGGAAAGGAGUCACGGGGCAGGGGCUCGCCAGGGCAGACCAGGGCAUCCAGGAGAGCCCUCAAGGUGGCCCUGGAUGUUCUGGGNGAGGGAAGCAGCUUGUUUCAAGGAGGAAGAGCAGGUGGCCGAAGAAGCAGCACCGUGGCUCCAAAGGUUCCAAAAGAGCAGGCCAGCUCCAGCAGCUCCAGCCUAGGCAAGCGCCUGCGUCUGAGCCUGUGGCAGCGUCUGCCCCUGAGCCUGUGGCAGCGCCUGCACCUGCACCUGCGCAUGCGCCUGCACCUGCACCUGCACCUGUGCCUCCAAGGGCGCAACCAGAAAGGCCAAGGGCUCUCCCAGAGGAGACCUGGCAAGCGGUUCCGCCCUGAUCCGUGUCCUGCGAUGAUGGGCUCGCAGAAUGUGCCUGCAGUGCUAGUGGGGGAAGCCCAGGCCCACACUACUAUAGGCCUCUUGCGCUCUGAAACCCAAGGGGAUGUGUUAAGAGGCACCAGAUUGUGGCCAAGUUACUCGAAGACACCCUUGGGAAAAGCUGGCGGUAAUCCAGGGAAGAGAAAGCCAGGCACAUCCAAGCUCAGGUCUUUGAGCGCCCCAGCCUCCAGGGAGGGUACCCGGGCUAAAAACGAGCAGCAGGCUGCCUCUGGACCACCGAGGCACAUCUCUAGAUCACCCAAAGCUCUCAAACAACGAGUUCNGGGUGCUGGCCUAGAGAUCCGGGCAACUGGAGCCCAAAGGAAGACCGCCCUCUCAGAGAACAAGACCCAUCCUGGCCCGGGGACCCGGAAGCCAGACUCAAAGGGGGCAUCUGCAGCCAGCACGCCUCCAGUCCUAAGGCUACGCAGGUCACUCCGCAUAGCUAGUCGAAAAAAGAUGACCCAUGUGCUGUGUUCACUGUGCGGGCUCCCAGAACGGGAAUCCCAAGUGCACUCAAAGGUGACCAACACCAGGUUCAAGAGGAGAGGGGCCCGAGUUCAAAAAGAUGCCAAAGCCACCAACGUGGCUUCUGCCCAGGAGCCCAGCACCAUCGAGCGAGGAACGCUGGUCUGGUUCAAAUUUCAGGACCUUCCUUUCUGGCCAGCGGUGGUCAAGAGUGUCAAAUUAUGGCUUGCCAGGCAGCUCUUUUGA
This is a messenger RNA of Mus caroli (Ryukyu mouse), 1146 nucleotides long. The record is from RefSeq and is a predicted model, not a curated record. Lineage: Eukaryota; Metazoa; Chordata; Mammalia; Rodentia; Muridae.